Messenger RNA from Torulaspora delbrueckii, 546 nucleotides. RefSeq names its product Afb1p (gene AFB1). The record is from RefSeq and is a predicted model, not a curated record. NCBI's taxonomy places the organism in Eukaryota, Fungi, Ascomycota, Saccharomycetes, Saccharomycetales, Saccharomycetaceae. The transcript has a single exon. The coding region runs from base 1 to 546 and encodes 181 amino acids.
AUGAGGUUCUGGUUGUUUUUCCUAUCAAAUGCUUUCGUAGCCGCGGUCGCCUUUUCACAGAUGACUACAAAGACCGAUGAGGAAGCUCGAAAAUCAGCAGCUGGCGCAAAUCUACCUUUCUUCACGGUGUUUGUUUCUGACAUUAACACGAACCUGGCGGCUUAUAAUUCCUUCAUGGAAAGCAACAACAUGAAAUUGCCCCAGGCGGUUGCGGACUACUAUUUUCAUGUGAUUCGACUUUCUCAGACGGCUGACUUGGAAAAGGAUGUGGCUUCUAGCUUUCCGUUCACGCAGUUCAAAACCUUUAUCACUAAAUUUCCCUGGUACGAUAGCCUUCUGCAACGGGCAUCUGUAUCAACGCUGUACGUUCCUCAAGAUUUUGUUAGUAGUGCCACCGCUGGCGCUCAAUUGGGAACGUCAACAUCCAAAGUAUCGACUACUUCCUCGGGAACUGCCGAAACGGCUCUCGACUCUUCGAAUGCUGCACCUGGCGUUAAUAAAGGACAUAUUACGCUUCUCUUGGUGAUUUGUGGAUUCAUUCUUUAA